GGUCAUUUAAAUACCGCAAGAUUCGAGCACAUCGCACGCCUUGCAAUGAAUUGUACUAACGUGGGCCAAAUAGCUGGUCUUCGAUAUGGAUUCUACAGCCCUGAUGAAAUCAGAAGGUUGUCAGUUCGCAAGGUAACAAAUGACCUGGCUUUCGACAAAUUUACUGGUCGUGGAGUAGAUGGAGGGCUUCAUGACGUAAAUUUCGGUAAAAUAUCAACAUACUACUCAUUGAUAUUUCAUAGGGGUCAUUGGCUACAGUGAGACCUGUGCACACUGCGGCAUGGAUUUUACAGAUUGUCCGGGUCACUGUGGUCAUAUCGAGUUUUCGAAACCAGUAUUCAACCCUUUCAUGUUUGAUGUAUUGUACAAAAUUGUGAAGUCUUUCUGCUUUGGGUGUUUUCGCUUAUACAGUGCAGAGUAUCUUGCUUCAGCCUUAUAUCUACUUGGAGCACCAGUCAGUAAGCUUCCCGGCAAACUGAAAGCUCUUGAAAUUAAAGAGUUGGAAGGGUUAUCAGGCGAUGAUUUGCGCCAAGUGGCGAUUAGAAACUUAGCUACAAGGCCCCGUGCCCCUUGUAAGUUGUGCGGUAGCGGGUCUUGGGGUCUAAGGCACAUUAGUAAACAACAGUUAGUUCUCCACCCAAUAUCUAUUGCUGGCGGUAACCGUUCAAAGGCAAGAAUGAAAGAGGAAUUGGAAGAAGAUUGUAGUGACCUUCUUGAAGGUUGCAAAGUAGAUGACCAACGCAUGGAACAAAAGUUAUCUAUGUUCAUCGAUAUGUCUGAUGGAAGUGAAGUUAGCAAAGCAGAAACUAUUUACACGGCAAACUUAUCCACUGCUCGGAAUAUGCUGUCUGAGGCAAUAAAAAGUCAACAACACUCCAAAGAAAUAUGUUUCCCGCCUGAGAUGAUCCGUAUAAUGCUGAGGUGUCUCUGGGCCCAUGACGGGGAUCUUUUAGUACUAUUAUUUCCUAUGCUUAAAGCUGCAAGAUUAAACCACACAUUUCCUACCGACGUAUUUUUUAUGGAUAAUGUUCUGUUGUCUCCUUCUCUUUGUCGUUGGCCACGGCAUGUUGGGAAUUUGGUUUAUGAACAUCCGGAAACUGCUGUUUAUGUCCGUAUUGUAAAACGAGCCCAAUGUUUACACAAUAUCGUAGAGUUUAUCCGUCAACGCAAUGAAGUGAGCAAUUCUGCUGAUGUAAAUAAACCUCCAGAACCAAAGUCCACAACUAGUGAUGGUGAUCUGAUUGAUGAUGCACAAUCAGAUGGUGCACUUAAACUUGCAACUGUGCUUCUUCAAGCAGCUGUUAAUGGAAUAUACGAUAUGAGUAUGGCAAUCACACCUCUAGGACUAGAGUCCAGAAGUGGAAUCAGCAGUAACGCAGUUCGACUACCCGGCCUAAGACAACGUUUAGAAAGAAAAGAAGGUCUCUUCCGUAUGCACAUGAUGGGAAAACGUGUUAAUUUCGCAUGCCGUUCUGUUAUUAGUCCGGAUCCGAAUCUCAGUGUUACUGAGGUUGGAGUACCGUUAUUUUUCGCAUUCCGUUUAACAUUCCCAACACCAGUAACAAAAUUCAAUUUAGUUCAUUUACGUCAAUUAGUAAUGAAUGGACCAAAUAACUAUCCAGGAGCUACAAGUAUUCGGUUUUCAAAUGGUAUCAUUACUAUGCUGCCGCCAAAUGAUACUCCACAGGCUAAAAAAAAACGUGAAAUGUUAGCUUUGCGGUUAAAACCACUUAUUUCGGGUAAAGAUAACAUACCUAUCGUUGUUAAUCGUCAUCUACUUGAUGGUGAUAUGCUUAUUAUGAACAGACAACCAACCCUUCAUCGGCCUUCAAUGCAAGCACAUCGUGUUCGAAUAAUAAAGUGUUCUGGAGCAAAAACUCUCCGAUUACACUAUUCAAAUUGUAAAGCUUACAAUGCAGAUUUCGAUGGGGACGAAAUGAAUGGUCAUUUUGUUCAAAGUUAUGCAGCAAAAGCUGAACUUGAAACAUUAGCUUCUGUUCCACAUCAAUAUUUAGUACCUAAAGAUGGAACACCACUUGCUGGGCUUAUACAGGACCAUGUUAUAGCAGCAGUUAAAUUAACAAUGCGUGAUCGGUUUUUCGAGCAUGCUGAUUAUUUGGAUCUUGUAUAUCAUGCUCUUCGACCUUUAUUUGCUAUAAACAGACAAACAUCUUCGGGUCCACCAUCUAUUAUAACAGUUAAGCCUGCAAUAUGUUGGCCGAAAUGUCUCUGGACUGGAAAACAGGUUAUUUCAACAUUGUUAAUAAAUCUCACACCUUCAGGUUUAUUACCACUAAAUGCUACCCUUUUAGGUCGACGAACUAAAGCUGAACUUUGGUCUGGAGUUGCUCCCGGUGAACCAACACCAUUAUCCGAUGUAGAUUUAGUUAUAUGUGAUGGUUAUCUUGCAUCUGGCAUGUUAGACAAAUCACAUAUCGGUUCAAGCAGUACAGGUUUGAUACAUUGUGUAUAUGAAGCAUAUGGUCCUGAAUCUGCUUCAUGUUUAUUAAAUGGGAUUAGUUUACUAGCCAAUAGAUUUUUAAAAUUCAUUGCCUUCACAAUGGGUUUGAAAGAUAUUUUACUUUCACAUAGAGCAGAUGAAGAAAGACAACGUCGUUUCAGUAAUCUUAAAGAUCUUGGCCUCUGUGCUUUUGCAGACACAUUCAGUUUAAAACCAGACGAACUAACCGAACAUAAUGUGAAACGUUUAUAUCGUCAUGCACAAUUCCCUUCAUCUACUGACCAGUCUUCUCAAAAGCGUCUUGCUCAGUUGGACAUGGCAAUUAAAGAUCGACUAAAAAGGGCGCAAGAUGCAGUAUGUGACUCUGCGAUCCCAGGAGGCUUAUAUGUCGGUUUUCCAGAGAAUAAUUUACAACUCAUGGUUCAUGUUGGUGCUAAAGGUGGUAUGGUUAAUGCUCAACAAAUGUCUGUCGCUCUUGGUCAGAUUGAAUUAGAAGGUCGUCGUGUCCCACUAAUGCUAAGUGGCAAAACGCUACCUUCAUUUCCACCUUACGAUGUUCGUCCACGUGCUGGUGGUAUGUGUACUGCUCGAUUUCUCACUUCACUACCUGCACAAGAGUUGUUUUUCCACUCGAUGGCAGGUAGAGAUGGUCUUGUUGAUACAGCUGUAAAAACUAGUCGGUCAGGUUACUUACAGAGGUCAGCUAUUAAACAUCUAGAGGAUUUAAGCAUAAGUUAUGAUGGAACAGUGAGAGAUUCAGGAUCUAAUAUAAUUCAAUUUCGAUAUGGAGACGAUGGAGUGGAUGUAUGUCAAGCUGGAUUUUUACAACCUAUUGGUUUACAUUUCUUCGCUGAUAAUGUAAAUCUAAUGAAAAUGCGUUGGCAUUCUGAUAAAAUCAAUACUGAUAAUCCAGCAUAUGCUCAUUUGUUUGAAAAAAACACACUUCCUAAACCUAUACAAAUAAUGGCAGACCAAGUUGGUAUUAGGAGACAAUGUAUUCUACAUAAAACUGUAUCAAAGCAUAAACUUGUCAAGCUUCUCAACAGUAGUAAGAUGGCUUAUAAAGCAUUAAAAAUAAUGGAAACAGAAGAGAAAGCAUCCGGAAAAGAUAAGAUAAUGAAUGAAAUAAUCCCUGAACCACCAUGUGCUACAGCGGCUGAAUUAAGAGAUUUAUGUUUAGCCAAAAUUAUUAACGCUCAAGCACCACCUGGUGAUCCUGUAGGUUUAUUGGCUGCACAAUCAGUUGGUGAACCUUCUACUCAGAUGACAUUGAAUACUUUUCAUUUUGCUGGACGUGGUGAAAUGAAUGUAACUCUGGGAAUACCACGCUUACGAGAGAUCCUCAUGUCCGGAUCAUCCAAUAUAAGUACACCAUGCAUGGAAGUUCCUAUAUGGCCUACCAAAGAAGCUCAACAACUUAGUGAACAAAUAGCUAAGAAAUUUUAUAAACUGAAAUUAUCUGAGACUUUAAAAUUACCUAUUGGUCAAAAAGUGAACUAUGUAUCCGAUUCGUGUACAUUUGAAUUUAAUUUACAACCGAAAUCAGUCUAUUCUGAUCACAGUCAUGUAACACCUGUUCGUGUUUUACGUUUUCUUGAACGUAUUCUAUUCCCAGAUUUAGCUCAUCGUUUAAAUGAAGAAUUAAAAGAUCAAGGAAAAACUAGUCUCAUAAAAAGCUUUGCCUUAUCUGCUAUGGCUCGUCAGCAACAAGCUGGUCAAAAUAAAAACUCGGAAGAACCAGCUGAGGAUGCUGAUAUUGUGAAUCAACCAGGUAUUGGUCGUACUCGUGCACAAGAUGAAUGGAAUGAAGAUGAUGGACAUGAAGCUAUCAGACGCCGGCGUCUCGAAGCAAAUGCCGAAGAGGAAGAUAUUACUGGUGGUGAUAAUAAUCGUCGUAAAAAUGGAUCUGAUCUGGAUGAAUUGGUCGAUUUAGACUUAGACGAUGAAUAUGAUGCUGAAGCAGCCGAACUACAUGAAAUUGGACAAGAUCGUGAGAAAGAUGACGGUGACGAUGAACAACAAGACGAUAAUGGUAAAUGGCCUUGGAAUGAAUUAUCUCCAUCAAGUAAAUUAAAAAUGCUUCUUGGCAAUCCUUCAAGAUCUGAACAUAAAACAACUACUUCAAAAGGUACAAAUUCUGAUGAAUUUAUCCAAUGGACUGGUGAUCCUGAAUUAAAUCAGUCAGAUGUAGAUGAUGAACGGGAAUUAAUCCAAGAAAAUAUGGAACGAAAUAUAGAACAAGAGAAUGCUAUAAGUCAUGAUGAAGCUCGCAAACGGAUAACGAUGUUCGAUCCAAACGAAGGACGUAUAUCUAUUGACCUAGAAACUUUAAUUAUGCGCCUUAUUAAUCGAAGCGUUGUAUCCUCGGUAUCCGGUAUCGAAAAGACCAUUAUUGAUCGUUCAAAACCAAAUCAAUGGAUGUUCCGAGUUGAAGGUAUAAACAUGAUUGUAAGUUCCAUAAAAUUCUUAUUAGAUUUGUAAACAUUUAUGGUUACCGGUUAGGCUAGUGAACCGUUCUUAUACACUUUGAAACAUCAAGUAAAUUAACAUCAAUUUGUUUUACAGUACGCUGUCACUUUAAUACUACUUCAUAUACUGCUUGCAAGUAAUUUGGAACAACAAAUAAACUAAAAAUGAUAACUGGGAAAAUAUCUAAAUAUUACUCUGCUCUGUUAUACCGGUUGCUGCUAUCUUUCUUACAGCUAGUUUCUUAAACUAAGCAGCUUUGCUUUUUAAACUGACAUCAGUAACGAUUAUGAUUGGCGUUCUUUCUUCUUCGUGUGUGAAAUUUCUUCACGGAGAUAAGCCAUUUUCACUGCUGAUCUUAAAAAAAGAAUCCAUUCAGUUAUUAAUUUAACCGUGCUCUUGAAAAUCAGUAAUAAUCAGUUGAUUAUUGUCAGGAAACUUGCUAUAUUCAGUGAAUAUACUAAAGAGGAUCUACAAAUCUUUCGAACUGUAAGUUGGUUGAUUUUAUGUUGAAACACGUAUCUGAUGUUUUCUGCUCAAGUCUCACACAUUGUCAUCAUAGCAACAUCUUUCUGCCAAAAAAAAUUACAAAAGGCUAUUCAACUAUGAAAUGUGCUUGAAAAUUGUAUAUCAUUCAAUUCUUUUCAGAAUGUAGGAAAGUUCCAUUAAAUUGGCUUUGUGAUCACACAUAAGAUAUGAUCAAUAACUUAAUGAAUUGUUACGUGUUUUUAUCCAUAUUCCACCUUUCUCUCUCAAAUUGUAUAUGCAGGAGAUGAUGCGUUAUCCACAAGUGUUUGAUUUGAGUCGACUCUAUACUAACAACAUCACUGUAAUGAAUGAAACAUACGGUAUUGAAGCUGCUCGGGCAGCACUUCAAAGAGAAGUAUCUGGGGUCUUUGGUCAUUAUGGGAUUCAUGUGAAUUCACGGCAUUUAUCACUAAUUAGUGAUUAUCUUACAAAAUUUGGCGUUUAUCAGGCUUUUAAUAGACGUUCAAUGAGUUCACAUCCAUCACUGCUUCAGCAAAUGACCUUCGAGACUGUUGCAAAUGUUUUAAAAAAAUCAUUACAAAAUGAUUCUAUGGACAAUUUAAUUUCUCCUUCUGCAAGUUUAGUUACUGGUCGAAUAGUUCAUUAUGCCGGAACAAAUUGUUUUGAACUACUUCAAAAGUUGGCUUGUUAAAUAAAACACACAUUUUAUCAAUAAGAAAUCAAUAGAAUUUUAUGUGUACAGUCAUACCUUCAAUGAUUUCAUGUAUGUAUGUGUGUGUACAAAAUAUUUCCCAGAUUGAAAUUUAUGUAAAUAUAAAACAGGAAAAUAAUUGCAAUCGUCUUUUAAUU
Messenger RNA from Schistosoma guineensis, 6265 nucleotides. NCBI's taxonomy places the organism in Eukaryota, Metazoa, Platyhelminthes, Trematoda, Strigeidida, Schistosomatidae. The record is from the annotation of a GenBank genome assembly.